AUGACGACUGAAAAUUCCAAUAACAAUACUUCUACUUGGACACCCUUGCCAAAAUUCGGUUAUGGUUUUGCAAUAUAUCCAUUCACACCUGGAGUGCAAGCAAAUUCUUCAGAUUCAACCAAAGGAGAAACAAUACCAGAAAGUACUGGAG
Molecule: messenger RNA, 151 nt
Organism: Acaulospora morrowiae
Lineage: Eukaryota; Fungi; Glomeromycota; Glomeromycetes; Diversisporales; Acaulosporaceae
Source: the annotation of a GenBank genome assembly